UGACAGUAGACGAGUAACUAAUAAUUUUUAUUGAUAUUUUCGUGUAGAGCAAUGAUAAUUACAUGAAAUGUAAUUCGUCUUUACUGUUAAUAUUUUAACUCUUCCCGAAAAGAUUGAUUUACUUAAAAGGGUAGUGUUAUUAAAGCCAGCGUCAUGUAUCCGGAUGGUUGCUUUGUCGAUAUCCGAUGCGAGUGCGAGUUUAGUUUUUUGUAAAUCUGUAAUGUUAUGAGUGCUCUUUUGAGCUGGUUAGCAUAAUGCCAGUACAGCAGAUUAAUGUUAAGAAUUCGUCGGAAAUCGAGAGUUGGGAAUGGAACGGUGGUUGCGGGCGAGAGGUGAUCCGGGGAGGGUCAGACAGCAGUCGAACCUCAUGCAGCAACUCGAGCGGAGAUAUCUGUCGCAUCUGCCACUGCGAGAGCGAGGUCCACAACCCGCUUCUGGCGCCCUGCUACUGCUCAGGGAGCCUGAAGUACGUCCACCAGAGCUGCCUACAGCAGUGGCUGACGGCGUCCGAGACGCGCUCCUGCGAGCUGUGCAAGUUCAACUUCAUAAUGCACACCAAAAUAAAGCCUUUCAAUGAGUGGCGGUUGCUGGAAAUGUCAGGCGUGGAGCGUCGGCGUCUCUGCUGCGCUGUGUUAUUCCACUGCGUUGCCGCGCUCUGCGUCAUGUGGAGUCUAUUCGUGCUCAUAGAACGGGCUGUAGAAGAAGUGCACCGCGGGCUCAUAGCGUGGCCGUUCUGGACGAAGCUGGUGGUGGUCGCCGUGGGGUUCACGGGCGGAGCAGUGUUCAUGUACAUCCAGUGUCGCCAGUACCUGCACCUGUGUAAUCGUUGGCGCGCUCACAAUAGGAUACUGCUGAUCCAGAACGCGCCGGAGAAGAUGGCCGCCGCGCGCCCCUCGCCGCCGCGCGCGCGCCGCGCCGCCGCGCACGGACAGGUGGUAGCGAACAUCGAGCCGGUCCCCGUGCCGGCCGCGUACCACGAGGAGGACGAGAGCGGGGGCUUCGAGUCGUACCGCGCCGACCCGCGUCGCAGGCUCGCCCCGCCCGGCGGGACCGCCCCGCCGCGCGGGACCGCCGCCGCCAGGGAGCCGGCCCCGCCCGCGAGGCGUUGCUCCGACACGCUAGUCAGUGUCGCGGUCGAAGCUCAAGCUCCCACAGUCUACCACAUAAGCGCGGACCCGCUGGAGGCGGACAUCCGCUCGCUGCUGGCGCUGGACGCGCGCGCGGCGCGCUCGCUGCCCAACCUGCCCACCGUGCCCUCGCUGCCCUCGCUGUCCUCGCUGCCCUCCCCCCCCUCCCGCCCCUCCCACCCCUCGCUGCGCGCCUCGCGCGAGUCCCUGCUGCCCGCCGCGCCGCAGUCCUGAGGCGCGCUCACGCUCUACCCCGACCCCGCCGUGUACUAGCCCCAGAGGGGAUGUACUACUUGUGUCAAGCCCGAGAACGCUUCCUGAAAACUACUGUCCGUGUGCUGACCCUCUUAAUGGACCGUCAGAUCUUGUCUUUGCUAACAAUUGUCAGUUAAUGUUGACGCUGGGUUGGCGAGGGACUGGAAACCUAUGUGGUGACGAGGCGGGCGAAAUACGAAGGGUGCCCGGUCACUGCGAAGCCAUAAACGUAGACCCCCGUUGGGACGCAUCCCACGAGAAUGUCGCUUACAAAUGUCAUUUUUUCUAAUACUUCGGACAAUACGAGAAAGCGCUGUUCUUACACAAUUCAUUAAAGUUUCUGCCAUAUGAAAAAAAAAUUGAUAAACGACAUACCCAUGAAAUGCCCCCAUGAAUUUGUCCCGAACCUCAAUUAGUAUACUACCACCACUAAAUACACGCAUACCAGGAACUUGCCUCCAAAUAAAUGUCACGAAAGUUUGAUUCUCGCGCAUUUGGGAGUUAUUUUAGUUUUUGUAUAUACUUGCAUUUCUGAAUGCGUGAGUUUGCGCCGCUUACGAAGUUGAAUCAUUAGAGGUGGGUCAUUUUCGGAGCAUUAUUGUGCGUCUAAUUUCUUUAAAUAUUAUUUUUUUAAAUAUUUUCAUGGUGACUACCUGAAAUGUCAUCAAAAUAUAAAGACACUGUCGAAAAUGUAUCAAAAGAAAUUAGACUUACAAAACACGGUAUUUACUUGGAUAUAGUAUGCAUGCGUUCUCUGGUAAGUUCCUUUCAGUUUAGCGUCUGAUUCGAGUGAAAGCAACUCGAAAAUACAAAUAUCUAGAUUAGAUAUCGCUAGUCGAGUAUUUUACGAUUUUACCUGCUGAAUAAAAACCAUGUAUAUAAUAACUACGAGCGCGCCCGAUCAAUUAUACGGCUAGACAUAGAGAAAUGCAAUAAUAUGGUAUGUCACGUGAAGUAUAAUUAUAUAACGUUAAAACUUUACAACUUUGCCCAUUAUUAUAUCUUUGCCCAUUGAGAUUAAUUGAACUUUUUUACAUAAAUUCCCAUAUACAAUAAAUUAAAUAUAUAUAUUUUUGUUUGGGCAAAAUAUAGAAGAAACGGCAAAGUUACAAAAGUUUAAUGAAAUCUCCACAAUUUGUCCAUUACAAUAGUACCAAUAAAUCAAUUUAGUUUGGUAUUUUCGCCCUGAAUCGGCUUGUUUUCGCAUAACGUGCCUACUUUAGAAAUAUAUAAUGGUAAACUAUUAUAGACUUAACGUUUUCUGUUAUGUAAUCUUAACGCAUCUAUUCUAGUUAUUUAUACGACUGGUACAGACAGAGCAAUAUGUGUAAUAAGAAAGAAGACUUGUAGCAGCUGGUGCGAUGGACUAGGGUCAUAUUUAUACGCCAAUUUAGUGUUUACCAAAACUAUACAAAUACUAUGAAGUCUAUGAAGGUUUGUUGAACAAAAUGAAAUAAAACUGAAGUACUAAAGUAAAAAGAAAUUGAACGAACAUUGUAAGGUGUUAAGAUUGAAAUAUCAUUAAUGGCAUAAUUCUAUGGCCAUUGGCUCAGUGUAAACAUGACUUAGUCUUGCCGCAUUCAUUUUGAAAGAACCGUUAAUAAUCAAAAUCUCUUCCAAUAUCCUAGUUUGGCCGUAUUUUUUUAGUUUUAAUUUUCAUAAUUGAAUCAACGAUAAAAAUCACUGUACACAUUAGUUACCAUAGUAUAUUUUUGCUGUACUGUGUAACUUUGCCCACUAAAAACUUAUCCGGAAAACCAGUUUUGAAUGUUGUGCCUAAGGCUUCAAUUAUAAUGGGUAAUAGGACAAGAAAUAUGGCCGUUUCGCAAUAAAUCCAUCGUGUAAUGUAGCUUUACAUUUACCUUGUACUUUCUGUAACCCUGAAAAGUUAUUUGGGCCAAAGAUAUACCUAUAUCUUUAUGUUAACAAUUUGUCUACGCGUGGCUUAAAUACGGAACAUGUUAAAAACCUACACGUUGUAGAUCCAAAGCUCCAGUAAUAUUUUCGCUGAACAUCAAUAACUUUUUAAUAUUUCAUCCGUAAAACAAUGUAAACAUGAUGUCGAGUUGUAAAUAAUGUGUUCUCUAAUCAAGUACAUUGUUACUUAUCCAACACUACGAGAAUUGUAAAUAGGAAUAUAAUAUAAUAAUAAACGUACGAUAGUGAUCGGCAUUUCAUGAGCCAAAUUUACUUUGUUUAUAAUUGGAUAAAGUCAAUCAGAGAUUACCUAUGAUCGUUUUAAUUACUUUGAAUAUUUGAUUUAGUUGUCAUUAUUUUUACUUGACUACGCAAAGCCAAAAGGAUGGGUAAUUAAUUAUUUUAGCAGCCUCUAUGCAUACCCACAUGCAUGUGCAAUGUGCAUGCAAUGCUUGUGUCGCAUUUUUCACUAGAUCCUCAAAAAUUCAGAGGCGAUUUUGAUGAAUCAAUCGAUUAGUUUUUAGCAUCUGACCAAGCAAGAUUGGCAGCGAUUUGGAUAGCCCAGACAGUGCAAGUGUUAUUUUAAAAUUAUGACGUUUACUUAACACUUGCAACUUCUAGGCUAUAAAAAUCGCUGCCAAUUUAUCUUGGUCAUACUCCAUAAACCUUCCGAAUGAAUUUCCAGAAUGGAAAAACCGUAGUUUGUCUUUUGGUUGUUCGAGUUCGGGUAAUAGAAUGUAAAUUAUGUUGAUAUGUUAUAACUGGUUAUCGAUCGAUAUUUCUUACUUUCAUUUAUGCCAUAAUUGUCGACAUCGAUUAAUAUUGUGCGCCCGUUUAUUGUCAGGUGUGUUAUUCGAAUUUGGUCUAUUUCAUUUUUGGGACGUCGUUACUUACAAGGAUGAAAACCGAAAUUAUAAUGGCACCUUGAUAAUAAAUAUGGUCACAAUGUGUAUGUUAGGUUAUUUGAACGAACGUGUUUAUUUUAUUCAUAUUUUGUUACUAAUUGCAGUUGUUAAUAAAUUUCUUAACAUUGCUAUAACAUCGUGAAUAAUGUUGGUGAAUCGAUGCGAAACAUUAUGUCUUAGAUUUUUCACUAUUUUGAUCUCUGUGCUACCACAAAAAAAAUGAUUGGUAGAUAAUCUUUGUCAAUUCUAUCACCGCCUAAAGCAUGUUUGGAGAUUUCAUACUUAGAUAAAAUGUAGUUUAAUAUUUUAAAUGUCGAAUCUCCUUAACGUACCUACAUCUCUUCUAGGGCUCUCUUUACUAACUAGAACUAAAAUGAAUCUAACAAACUGUCCGUUUAUUUUUGUAAUGGGAAAUUAUAUUUAUUUAUUUCCAUGUAAAUUACGCCUGUAAAGAAAUUUUAUAAAUAUUAGGAUUAAACAAACUGUAUCUCUAGUUUUAGUGGUUUGACUGUUUCGAUUAAUGCAGUUUUCGUCUUUAUUUACUGCCAGUACUUACAGCUUAAAAUAUGUUAAACUACUAAAACUAAAGACUAAUUAUUUCAGACAAAAUAAUUGGUGAUAAUCUCGAUAGUCAUGCAUUUAGAAAGCAUUUAUACAUUUGAGUCCAUAAUAGGCGCUUUACCUUUUAACCGUUUGACAUAAGUACGUUUAAAAUUAACUGUACAUAAUUGUGAUGUUUUAAAUAUAUUCUUAACUAUGUUGUGUUAAGAUCGUGAAACAUUAAUUGGUACUUAUAGAUAAGUGGUUUACCCAAGCGAUUGUAUAAUGAAGUUUAACCAACCGAUUCAAUCAAUAUUUUUUUAAGUUGUGCCAAAAUUUUAUUGAUUUUUUGUGUGGCAGCUAUGGGCAAAGUCAAACGGUUAAUCUCAGAAACUGUUUAAAAACAGUUUUUUUCCACGUUCGAAUAUGCUAAAAAAUGUAUUAUCAAUUUAGGGAUACCAUAUCGCUUUUGUCAUCGAAAAAAACUUUUAAUGUUAUGAGCCCGUUUAUUUUUUUACUGCCAUACUUAUGCCAAAAUCUUUACGAUGUAAGGAAAUUAAAGGUAAUUAAGUUCGAACGGGUAUCGAAUUAGAAGUUUUCUGUAGGAUAUAUGGUAGCCCUAAUUCGCGUUUGGCCAGAUAUUCUUAAAAAUUAAACAGUAUAGAUGUAAAAAGAAUAUUUCAAUCACAUUAGCUGUUCAAACUCUGAAAUGAUAACCUACAUAACAAUAACUAACUAUUUUAUUUCAUAGAUUUUCUUAAUACCUUCACUGUCCCGUUAUAAGUCCGUAUCUACUUUAUUUCACUUCUCAUCAGCAUCGUCAUGAAGACUGUGAAGGUAUUAAAUAGCUAUUCUAUUUUACACGAAUUCAUUAUAUAAAUAUUGUACAAACUUGUCAAUAACUCAAUAUUACCCUGCAAGUAUGAAACAUUCAAAUGCGGCACUCAUUUAUGUUGAAUGCACAUCGCCACAACUUGUAAAUGUAUAUAUAAUCCCUAAAAAAGCAUGUUUAAUAUAAAGUCACAAAUUAUUCACGGCUCAUAUUAUUAUAUUUGUAGUUAGGUAGUUAAUUAAUAGUUUGGACAUUUGGUGCUAAUGAAUUAAACAAAAAAAAAACAGUCCAAAAUUAGGUGUAUUAUGUACGGCUGUAUUUUACUUAUGAGUCGAUUUGUUUGUAAUCCUUAAAUUAGUUCAAAUUGUUUAACAUAUCUCUCUAUAAUCAUGACGGUGUAUCAGAAUGCUAUCUGUGGCCAGUUUACUAAACUAAUUAUAUAAUUAUAUGUGUUUAUUUUAAAGGGCACUUAGUUAUUUACAUGUUUAUUGUUUUAGCGAAGCAAACUGUAUAUUUUUGUAAAAAGAUGGAGAGUUCGGGCGCUUGGCGGUAUUUUGAGAUACCAUAAGUGCCGGCAAGGAUCACUAACGAUUGGUAUAAGGUAAAUGCAGUUAUUUUAACACACUUAGAUGUUGUCAGUUCUAUAAAUGUUUGACUGUUAACUUUCACUAACUCUUAUCAAAGGCAAUAAUUUGAUCUAGAUGUAAAUAUUAUAUCACUCGGAAUAAAUUCUAUUGUAAUCAAUGCAUGCUGGAGUUUUAGAAAGUCACCAGUCGAAUUGUACAAAUAUGGGACGUGGUUUUAUGCAUUAUUACUAAUCAUUCAUGAUCCUUGAGGGCACUAGUAAACUGAGACACUCAUCUGGUGUACCUUCUCGUAUGCGUGUCACAUAUCACUCUAUUAUUGUGUAUCUGUAAAUGAAAGUUAUGCGGCUGUGUGUAAAUAAUUAUUUUCAUGAUAUAUUGAUUAAUGCGUUCAUCCGAUAGUUUCCUGGUUUUCGUCAUGUUUCGAACGUAGUUAGUGCCUUAUUUGAAAAUACGUGAAUAGCUUUGUAUCACAAUAUUGUUACCUUAAUCCAUUUGCGAUCCGAGGUCCCUACCGCGUGGGACAUAUUUGGCACACAAGGCACCUUGUCAGUAUAAUUGUGAUAUAGUUAAGUUUAUUUUUGCUCAAAAUUACUUUCUCUCUGACCUGUGUACUUAUCAUUCAUGAAAUUUGUAAGACUGUAUUUUAUUUUGUUGUGUAACAUUGUUAGUUAGCUCCAGGUUAUAAAUAUAGUUAUUUUGAGAUUGUA
Molecule: messenger RNA, 6870 nt
Organism: Cydia pomonella (codling moth)
Lineage: Eukaryota; Metazoa; Arthropoda; Insecta; Lepidoptera; Tortricidae
Product: E3 ubiquitin-protein ligase MARCHF9-like
Exons: 7
Coding region: 255-1361 (368 amino acids)
Biological process (GO): protein polyubiquitination; antigen processing and presentation of peptide antigen via MHC class II; immune response
Cellular component (GO): late endosome membrane; lysosome; early endosome membrane
Molecular function (GO): MHC protein binding; ubiquitin protein ligase activity; zinc ion binding
Source: RefSeq, a predicted model, not a curated record